UCACCAUCAUUGCUUCCCGAUCACGCGCUUGUCGUGGGUCGCAUCCAUCAGGCCGCAAAUCAGCGGCGGUGAUCGCGCGCCUCUCCCUCGCUCACCGUCGACCGCCCCUCUGUUAGGGUUUUCCCAGCAUCGCCCGUAUACCCGCCGGCCGGCCGGCCGCCCUCCCGCCACCUUAGCCUCUUCGGUCGCGGACCCCUAGGGCCUCGUGAUGUACGGGCAAGGAGCCGUGGAGGAGGCCGCGGGUGCGGAGAAGACGGAAGCGGCCCUUGCCGCGUCGUCCGGUCGGGAUCACCUUACGGAUGCUAUGGAUGCUGCCGCGCCGCUCAUGGACGUGGCCUCGAACCAGCUCACGCUCUUGUUUCAGGGAGAGAUUUACGUCUUCGACUCGGUCUCGCCCGAGAAGGUACAAGCCGUGUUGUUAUUACUAGGAGGAAGUGAAGUGCCCAUUGGCAUGGCUUCCAUGCAAUUACCCUCUCAGCAGGAUGAUAAGGCUUAUGACUAUAUCCUUCGUCGAGCAGAUAUUCCUGCAAAAAGGAUUGCUUCAUUGAUAAGGUUCCGCGAGAAGCGGAAAGAAAGGAAUUUUGAUAAGAAGAUCCGGUAUACUGUACGCAAAGAGGUUGCUCUCAGGAUGCAGCGAAGAAAAGGUCAGUUUGCAGGCAAGGCUAAUCCAGUGGAUGGAGCAUCAGCCUCUUCAUUUGGUGAACCAGUUCAAAGCUCAAUUCAUGAAGACCUUCCUAGAGAAUCAAAAUGUCAAAACUGUGGAAUCAGUGAAAAGAUGACUCCAGCCAUGCGUCGUGGACCUGCUGGACCAAGGUCGCUUUGCAAUGCUUGUGGAUUAAUGUGGGCAAACAAGAUGCCAACCUCAUUGGACCCUAUUAUUCUGCAGGGCACUCUGAGAAGCCCAAAGGCCAAGAUAGGUACACCAAGCACUUUGAAUCCUACAGAGCUUGGUCAAACAAUUAACUCAGAAUUGAUUUGCAUCGACAGUCUACACACCGAUGCAUCCAGUACUGAGAUACUAGGGGAGGGUGUAAUAGUAGAUGUACAGCAGGCAGACAUGGUAGAAGAACUGAAGGCUGAAUAUGAAGAUAAAACUGAAGCUGGUUACAUGCGCAGACGAAGCACGAGUUCAGAAGAACAUGCUGCUACUUUCAAACCUCUUCUAACCUUCCAACACUUAACAUCAUUAAUGUAAGGAGUUGUAAUUCAUUCCGGCUGCGCCUUUAAACUUAAUCUUUAUAGUUGUAGUUCUACUAGAACUUACUCAUGUUGUAGGGAUGAAUUCGAAAUUCUUCUUUUUGUAAUCUUUUUUAAAGUUCUGUAAUCUCUUGGUUUAUAGGUGAACAUGCUUCAUUCAAUGUUUGAUAGGCAAUUAAGAUUUA
This is a messenger RNA of Zingiber officinale, 1382 nucleotides long. RefSeq names its product GATA transcription factor 18-like. Lineage: Eukaryota; Viridiplantae; Streptophyta; Magnoliopsida; Zingiberales; Zingiberaceae. Bases 209 to 1195 code for a protein of 328 amino acids. The transcript is spliced from 9 exons. The record is from RefSeq and is a predicted model, not a curated record. Gene Ontology annotation, biological process: regulation of DNA-templated transcription. Gene Ontology annotation, molecular function: sequence-specific DNA binding; protein binding; zinc ion binding.